CCGCGCCCCGGCUCCCCCGCCGCCACACCACUUCCCCGGCGCCCCGGCAAGCUCCCCACGCCAACCCCUCGCCACAGCCGCCCAUCUACCCCGGCGCCGCUCCUCCACCAACCCCCUCGACACCGCCGCACUUCAUUUCAUGCAGUUUAUGAUCAAAGGGGGAUUCAUGUGUACCCAUACCCCCAAAAUUGCUGGAGUUAGUGAGGGAGGAUCAGCGGUCUUUAAGGUGAACUACUUCAAAGAACAAGCGUCCCUGGCACAGUCACCCCAACUCUAUAAACAAAUGCUUAUCAACGGAGGAAUAAACCGAGUGUUUGAGGUCGGUCCUGUUUAUCGCGCAGAAGAUUCAAAUACUCACAGGCAUCUUUGCGAAUACAUAGGUCUUCAUGCAGAGAUGCAAAUCAAGGAGCAUUAUUUUGAGGUUAUAGAUUUUGUUGAUGUGCUGUUUGUUGACUUAUUUGAUCACCUGGCCAAAAACUGUUCAGAGAUGCUGGACAUAAUACAAGAACAAUACCCCUGUGAAAGACUGAAGUACCUUCAGCAAAAUGUGAGGCUCAAAUACUCCGAUGGAAUCAAAAUGUUACAAGAAUCGGGUUUUCCAAUCCAAGAGCCACAAGACUUAAACAAUAAGGCGGAGCUAAUGCUAGGGAAACUCGUCCUUGAGAAGUACAAAACAGAUUUCUUCAUAUUGUACGAGUUUCCAUUGGCAGUCAGACCAUUUUACACAAUGCCGUCCGGGCAAGAGCGUAAUCCUGGUAGUUACAGUAAUUCCUUCGAUGCUUACAUUAGAGGCCAAGAAGUCCUUUCAGGUUCUCAGAGGAUCCACAAUAAGUCGUUGCUGAUUAAAAGGAUAGAUGAGCGGGGAUAUAUCAAAGCAAUCUUUCAGCAGUUCACGGAUACUUUCGGGUGCGGAGCACCACCGAGAGGAGGUUUCGGAGCUGGACUCGAGCGGCUUGUGAUGCUUUACUUAGGAGUGCCGGAUAUUAGAAUUGCUUCACUUUUUCCGCGUGACCCUGGCCGCCUGGUUCCCUGAUUAAUUGUAUUGUAGUUCCUUUAGUCUUUUUCAGUGCCGGAUAUUACAAUUGAUUCAGCGCCUGACUCUCUCUGUAGUUACCUUAGUCUUUUUCAGUGCCGUUGCUUCACUUUUUCGGUGCGACCCUAAGUGCCUGUCUCCCUGAGGCCUUGUUUGGUUGUAGGGGAACCAACCCCCUAGUGGAAUUAAUCCCUUGUCACCCAAUCCCUGUGGGGGUUGAUCCCCAUCAAAUCCUGCUAUGUAUCCUUUAUUUGGUUAAUUAUAAUCCCCGUCACCCCUGUCA
Messenger RNA from Triticum urartu, 1316 nucleotides. RefSeq names its product aspartate--tRNA ligase 1, cytoplasmic. The record is from RefSeq and is a predicted model, not a curated record. Gene Ontology annotation, biological process: aspartyl-tRNA aminoacylation. NCBI's taxonomy places the organism in Eukaryota, Viridiplantae, Streptophyta, Magnoliopsida, Poales, Poaceae. Gene Ontology annotation, molecular function: RNA binding; aspartate-tRNA ligase activity; ATP binding. Gene Ontology annotation, cellular component: cytoplasm; cytosol; aminoacyl-tRNA synthetase multienzyme complex.